AUGGCUGGACCAGAGGAGACGCCCGAUGUGAAAAUGAACGGGAUCAAGAGAGCCUCACCGGAGGUGAAUUUCUGGCAGCGGAAAAAGUUCAAGACGGAGGAGUUACCAUUGUCUGCGGCGCAACAUGCAGCGAUCGAGAAUCUGUUGCAUUCGUUCAAGAAAAAGGGUGGCUUUGACAACGUGCGCAAGAAGAUAUGGGCUGAUUUCGACGGAGGGGAAUACAAGACAGAAUUUACGCAACUACUGAUUGAGCUAGCGGAUUCGCAGAUCGACCGAGAACCCGAGCUUCUAUCGCGCGAACGCGGCAAAGCAGCGACACUGAUCGAAGGAGCAGCGGACCGCAACAACGUCUACAAAACCGUGGAGACGUCAAUCGAAACGAUAGCGACGAAUCAUGUUGACUUCAUACUAAAUUCUGUCCGAGAGAUUCGUCGCCAUGAAAUUGGCGAGGAAGCCGCGGCGCAAGAGGAGCGAAACGGAAACAAGACCGACGAAGAUUAUGCGGCCGUCAUUCAAGCCAAGCGGGACGAGCGAGAAAAAGUUCACCAGGAGGCUAUGCGCAAACAGAAAGAGAUCGAUGAUGAGAAAAGGAGGAUUAGAGCUGAGGAGGAUCGGAAGAAGCGCGAAAUCCAGCGCCAGAAGGACGAAGAGGAGCGAGCUAGAAGGAGAGAGCGGGAUGAACAGAGACGUGCUGAGCGCGAGCGUCUGCGCGAAGAACAACAGAAACUUGAUGAACAAAGAGAUCGAGAACGAGACGAAAGAUACGAGCGACGUCGACGAGAAGAGCGUGAAAGAUAUCGGGAUUGGGGGCGCGAGCGCAGUCGGAGUCGCAGCCGGACUCGAGAUAGGGAACGAGAGCGAGGCAGAGACAGAGACAGAGACAGGAACAGGAAUUGGGAUAGCUACCGGGCGCGUGACCGCUCCCCAAGCCGUCGUUCUGACCGUGCCGUACCCGAGCGACCUCGCGAUUCUAAGACAAUGUCCACGGACCCGACAUCUGCGCCCCCGCGACCGCCCCCGCAACCACUGCUGCCUGUGGAUGAGAAAUCGCUUGAAGAGGCUGCUCUACAAAUGUUGUUGAAAGAAGGCGAAGAGCUUGCGGCGAAGGCCCGGCAGAAGCCCGAGUUUGAUUUCGAGGAAGCGGAGGCCAUUGAGAACGGUCUGAAAGCCCCUACAACGGAGCAAUCUAAAUCUAGUACUCCAGCACAGGAUACAUAUGUUGAAAGAAGGCGGUCGACAGCAGCGGCAGCAGCCGCAACAACAACAACUGAUGACCGGCAACGGGAGCGCAAACGAGAGGGCAGCCGCAGCCGCAGUCGCACCCGCAGACAUUCCUCGCGCUUUGAUGGAGACCGUCGAGGCGAGCGAUCACGGGAGACAUCCAUCCGACCGCGGGACCGUGAUGAUGGUCGAGCUCCUAUCCGUGGGUAUGACCGUUAUGAGAGUUAUCGACCUGGCCGUCGGAGUAGGAGUCGAUCUACCACACGUGGCCAAGAUCGGGACCGGGAUCGUGUUCGCGAUGACCGGUACAGGGAUGAUCGGGAUAGGGAUCGGAUACGAGAUCGACAACCAUCUGAAAGAGAACGAGAUUAUCGUCAUCGGGACCGCAGCCGAGAAAGGGACCGCGAAAGAGAACGGAAUCGAGAUGAGUAUCGUCGCCGACGUUCCCCCUCGCGUGCUAGAGACCGGGACCAGGACCGAGCUCGUGACCGUGACAGUGAAAGACCGAGAGAGAGAAACCGGGACCGGGAUCGAGACCGUGAUCGAGUGCGUGAGCGCGAACGUGAACGAGAACGAGAACGAGAAAGGCCACGAGAGAAGGAACAAGAUCGCGAACGUCACCGUGACCGAGAAAGACCCCGAGAGGGGGAUCGAGACCGCGAGAGAGACAGAGACCGGGGGCGAGCACCCUCCCAAUCACGCGGCCGUGCAUCUUCGCGGAAACGGUCACGAUCCCGAGUAGGUGCUCGCUCGCGCUCCCGCCAUCGCUCCCCCAGCGUCCUCGACAUCGACCGCUAUGUCCCGCCGACAAGCCGUCGUAGUCGAUCCCCACGUCGACGGGUGCGAUCUCCAGACCGGCCCGAUCGACCAGACCGGGAUGACCGCGGACGAAUUGACCGAUAUAUCCCCGGUGGUACUGUUAGUGCGGGCGGGGAACGUGAACAAAGAGAUCGAGAGCCGGAAAAAGCGCGGGAUGUUUCGAAAAGGCGGAGCCCGGAUCGCAGUCGAUGA
Molecule: messenger RNA, 2232 nt
Organism: Aspergillus chevalieri
Lineage: Eukaryota; Fungi; Ascomycota; Eurotiomycetes; Eurotiales; Aspergillaceae
Product: BOD1/SHG1 domain-containing protein
Exons: 2
Coding region: 1-2232 (743 amino acids)
Source: RefSeq, a predicted model, not a curated record